AUGAAGGGGAGAGAUGAAGAGCUCUCUUUGUUCCUCGAGCUGAGGAGGAGAGAGAAAGAGAACGAGAAAAACAACCUUCUUCUCCUUCAAAACUCUGAGGAACUUGAUUUGUCCAAUCUGGAAUCCAAUCACGGGGGCUCCAUGAAUUCUAAGAUCGUGUCGUCGGUACCACCAAGGAAGAAUGGAGUUGAAGAGUUUUUGAAUUCAGAGAAUGACAAGUCUGACUAUGAAUGGCUUCUUGCACCACCAGAUACACCUAUUUUUCCUACUUUAGAGAAAGAUUCACAAAUGUCAGUGAAAAGUGAUCAGGAGACUCAUAAUGCUCGCCCAACAGCUUUGAAACCUAGGGUGGCUAAUAUCCAAGCAGAACCUGCUUCAAGAAGCAAUAUAGUUUCUAAGCAUCAUGCAUCAAUGCCAGGACUAGGUUCUUUCACAUCUAGUAGGAGACCUUCAGCAUCUGGAGCUCCAACCCCAGCAACUUCAAGAUCUUCAACCCCCUCUGGAAGGCCGACAUUACCUUCAACAGCCAAAUCCUCUAGGCCCUCUACACCUACCUCCAGGGCUACCUUAACAUCUGCAAAGUCAUCAGUUCCACCAGUGAGAUCUUCCACUCCUACAAGAUCCACUGCCAGGUCCUCAACACCUACUACUACAAGGCCUUCCUUGGCAACCUCCAAGACAUCGCAAAGAUCAGCAACACCAACGCUUAGAUCAUCAACUCCAUCAAAGGCAUUUGGAGUAUCUGCUCCUCCUACUAGGCCUUCAUCAGCAUCAAAGACACGCCCUGGCCCUCCAGUUGCUAAGAAUCCGGUGCAAUCACGUGGCAGCUCUCCAUCGGUGAGAUCUAGGCCCUGGGAACCCUCACAAAUGCCUGGCUUCUCUCUUGAUGCUCCUCCAAAUUUGAAGACAUCAUUGACAGAUAGACCAGCUUCAGCCACAAGGACUAGGCCUGCAGCACCGAAUUCUAGAUCAUCUACUGUUGACGCCAGUACCAAUGGAAAAUCUAGAAGACAAGCAAGUACCCCUUCCAAAGGAAGAACUUCAACAGGGUUGGUUCAUAAUAAUCACACCUCUAUGCAAGUUUUGAGUAGAACUCGUUUCACUGAUGGUGAUGAUGAAAGCCCAGUUGUGAUUGGGACAAAGAUGGUUGAAAGAGUAGUGAACAUGAGGAAGCUGGCUCCCCCAAAACAUGAAGAUAGUCAUUUUUCCCGUGACAAUUCUUAUGGAAAAUCUUCUUCUGGUGGCUCUGGAUUUGGAACUACACUUUCAAAGAAGUCUUUGGAUAUGGCAAUGAGACAUAUGGACAUAAGGCGAAGCAUCCAGGGCAAUCUGCGUCCUCUUGUGACAAGCAUUCCAGCUUCUUCUAUGUACAGUGUGAGAUCAGGUAGUUCUUCAAAGAGCAGAACAAUGAGUGUUUCUGAUUCUCCACUUGCCACAAGCAGCAGUAGCAGCUCUGAACCAAGUGUAAAUAACAAUUCCAUGCCUUAUGAUGGAAGUGAGAUUGAAGAAAAUGAUUUUGGAAGUGAGAGAGACAACUCUUCCCCUAUCUAA
This is a messenger RNA of Sphenostylis stenocarpa, 1551 nucleotides long. Lineage: Eukaryota; Viridiplantae; Streptophyta; Magnoliopsida; Fabales; Fabaceae. The record is from the annotation of a GenBank genome assembly.